Fimicolochytrium jonesii is the source of this 1782-nucleotide messenger RNA. RefSeq names its product Sodium/hydrogen exchanger family-domain-containing protein. Gene Ontology annotation, biological process: vacuolar acidification; sodium ion transport; proton transmembrane transport. Gene Ontology annotation, cellular component: late endosome; fungal-type vacuole membrane; early endosome. The record is from RefSeq and is a predicted model, not a curated record. Lineage: Eukaryota; Fungi; Chytridiomycota; Chytridiomycetes; Spizellomycetales; Powellomycetaceae. The transcript is spliced from 6 exons. Gene Ontology annotation, molecular function: sodium:proton antiporter activity. The coding region runs from base 1 to 1782 and encodes 593 amino acids.
AUGGAACAGCACACCCUUUUCGUGCGCGCGCUGCUGAUGCUGAUCCUGAUGGCGGUGGCGAUGAACAUCAAUGUGUUUUUGCAUAAGAAGAAGUUUCAUUAUGUUGGGGAGACGGCGGUUUAUAUCUUGUUGGGACUGGUGGUUGCGAUGGGAUGGACCGCCAUCUCCUACGACGAGCAAAACACCGCGAUCCAACUAUCCAGUAAAUUCUUCUACAUGGUCCUCCUGCCGCCCAUCAUCUUCGAGGGCGGUUUUGCCCUCCAACGUGUCUCCUUCUUUCAAAACAUCCUCACAAUCAUGGUCCUCGCUUUCUUCGGCGCCCUCUACUCCACCUUCGUCACAUCCAUCCUCAUGUACUUCUUUUCCAAACUCAUCUCCCCCUGGUCCUUCAUCGAGUCCCUCGUCUUUGGAUCCCUCAUCUCCUCAACGGACCCGGUCACCGUUCUCUCGCUGCUCCCCGCCAACGUCGAUCGCAAAUUGUACAUGCUGAUUUUCGGCGAGUCGGCCUUGAACGAUGCGGUCUCGAUUAUCCUGUACCGCUUCUUUACCUCCCUCGCCGACCCGCACAUGCGCCUGGGAGCUGGCACAUUCCUCCUUGCCGUCUUCGCCUCCGCCGGCGUCUUCCUCGGCUCCGCGAUCGUCGGGGUAGCAUUCGGCCUGGGAUUGGCGAAGAUCACGAAACAUGUAAAGGUGGACCCGCAUGAAGUGAGCACGUAUGAGACAACGAUGGUGCUCAUUUUCGCGUAUGUGAGCUACCUGCUGGCGGAUCUGUUGAGUUUGACGGGAAUCAUUAGUGUCUUCUUUACGGGGAUUACGAUGGCGCAUUAUGCGUAUAAUAAUUUGGCGCCGGAGAGUGCGAAGAAUCUGAAGUCGACCUUGCGCAUGAUCGGAUUCAUGUGCGAGUGUUUCAUCUUCCUGUACUUGGGUCUCGGCCUGUUAUCCUUCGGCGGAAAGACGGUCUACAGUCCCAUGCUAGUGUUCUUCGCCGCUAUCUCCAUCCUCGUCUCCCGCACCCACAUCUUCAUCUUCCUCGGCAUGACCAACAUCGCCGGCAAAAAAGAAGACGCAGUCCCCUUCAACCAACAAGUUCUCAUGUGGUUCUCCGGCCUUCGUGGCGCCGUCGCCUUCGCGCUUGGCGUAACCUUCCUCGAGCACCCCGUCUUUGACGAAGAUGUCAAAGGCCAGAUCUUCGGCACCACCGUCAUGGUCGUCGUGCUGACCGUGCUUGUGCUGGGUGGGUUGACACCGAGCAUGUUGAAGUGGCUGCAUUUGGUUGAGGACACCCAUGCGGAGCCGAAGGCGGGGCAUCCGACUGUGGGCGCCGUGGCGGGGACGGCGGAUACGCCGAGGAGUGCGACGGCGGGUGGGGAGGGAGGGCAGGGGUAUGGGAUGAUUGAGACGCAGAAUGAGUUGGAUGAGGAAGCGCAGGUGUUGGCGACGCCGUCGAAGCAGAGUGUGAUUUUUGCGUGGCUUUAUCAGUUGGAUGCUAAAUACAUCCGCCCCCACUUCACAACUCUCUCCGAAUCCAACGUCCAAACCCUGCAACAAAUCCAGGCCGUCCGCGCCGCUUCGCGCCAAGGCUCUACUGUCAGCUUCCGCGCCCGCAGCCCCUCCAAAAAGGAGGUCGACAACCCGUUCCGCGGAACAUCGAGCGACAAGAUCGAGCUGCUCAAGUCUGCGAAGAGCGAGGAUGUCAUGAUGGAGGCGGUUAGUUUGAGUGAUCCGCCCGCGACGAGGGGGGAGAGCAGCACGGGGCAGGCCGAGGAGGGGGGAUUUCAGUGA